UGCCAGAGUUGGUGACUGAUUAAAAAAUCAGCAGGUCACAAAACCCCCUAAUGUGAUGGUGGCCAUAGAGCUUAGUAUGUGCUUACUCUGCUGGUCACGUCUUUGUCGCAGUGACCGGGAGCGGAGAGAGCGGGAACAAGCCCUGGGUGACUUCCGCUCCGGGAAAUGUCCUGUCCUGGUGGCCACUUCCGUCGCCACACGGGGUCUGGACAUUGAGCACGUCCAGCACGUGGUCAACUUUGACCUCCCGACUAACAUCGACGAGUACGUGCACCGCAUUGGCCGGACGGGCCGCUGUGGGAACACGGGCAGAGCGGUGUCAUUCUUCGACCCCGAGUGCGACACCCCACUGGCUCGCUCCCUGGUGAAGGUCCUCUCCAGGGCCCAGCAGGAAGUACCGUCUUGGCUGGAAGACAUAGCAUUCAGCGCACAUGGGACAACUGGCUUUAAUCCACGUGGGAAGGCCUUCGCUUCUGUCGAUACACGCAAAGGAGGUUCGUUUCAGAAGGAGGAGAAGCUGCAGCCCAUCACCCAGAGCCCAGCAGCCACUGCCAAUGACGACGACGAAGUAUGGGAUUGAGUCCCCUUCGCUUUGUGGGACUGAGCUUUUGCAGUUGUGCCCUUAUUUUCAUUCCUGUCUUUAAAAUAUGCAGGACAGCAUAUUUUUCAGAAAUGUAACUUAUGUGCACAGUUGCUGGACAAUAUUGACCUUGACUCAGUGCACUUGGGUAUCUCUGGCCAUUUGCCAAAGUUUGGUUUCAAACUGAC
This is a messenger RNA of Paramormyrops kingsleyae, 768 nucleotides long. The record is from RefSeq and is a predicted model, not a curated record. NCBI's taxonomy places the organism in Eukaryota, Metazoa, Chordata, Actinopteri, Osteoglossiformes, Mormyridae.